This is a messenger RNA of Psylliodes chrysocephalus, 2211 nucleotides long. The record is from the annotation of a GenBank genome assembly. NCBI's taxonomy places the organism in Eukaryota, Metazoa, Arthropoda, Insecta, Coleoptera, Chrysomelidae.
CCUGUCAUGAAAUUUCUUGAUAAGUCAACAAGUGACAAUAAAAUGACAGAAGGGGAGCGUUCGAAAUUGGGAUUCAAAAUUACUAAUUGAAACUAGUAAACUAGAGUUGGUAUAAAGCAUUUUUAUUUAUUAGGAAAUAAAUUCCAAAUUCCUAAAUUUAUAUUGGUUGUUAUAAAAAAGUAACUUGAGAGUUGAGCGAUUAUUUUGGAACUUUACUGUAACUACGCCGAUUCGGAACGCGGCUAUAAGGUUGAACUGAAAAUUCUGAACACACUGAACUUUAAACUCUUACGUAACUUCCGGUAACUUCUAGAUUAAUUCUAAUAUUUACAAAAUUGUACAGUUUUUCAUUUACAUUUCUAUUUCAAAACAAUUAAUAUUAUCUAAUGAAUAAUUAAUAACAUCUAUAAGAGCCUGUAAAGCUCGUUAAAGAAUUUAAACUCUAUUUUUUCUUCACGUAUCGUCACUUCCGUUAAAGAUGGCCUUCUUUGUCUUUUCCCGUCAAGCCGGUUUACAAAGCGCAUUCGCCGGUAGAGGUCUGACUGUGCAGUUUGUGAAUUUUGCCUUCUGUAACUCCUUCGCUAGAAAUUUUUGCGACAAAAUGGGUUUGCCAAAAGUUUUCUUCGACAUGACCGCCGAUGGUCAACCUGUUGGAAGGAUUGUAAUGGAGUUGAGAAGCGACGUCGUCCCGAAAACGGCGGACAACUUCCGCGCCCUCUGUACCGGCGAGAAAGGUUUCGGCUACAAAGGCUCCACCUUCCACCGUGUCAUCCCCAACUUCAUGUGCCAAGGAGGCGAUUUCACCAACCACAACGGUACCGGUGGCAAGUCCAUCUUCGGCAACAAAUUCGACGACGAGAAUUUCACCUUAAAGCACACCGGACCUGGAGUCAUGUCCAUGGCCAACGCCGGUCCUGACACGAACGGAUCUCAGUUCUUCAUCACCACCGUCAAGACCGCAUGGUUGGACAACAGGCACGUCGUCUUCGGCGCAGUAGUCGAAGGCAUGGACGUCGUGAAAAAGAUCGAAACGUGGGGCUCCCAGUCCGGUAAAACGUCAAAGAAAAUCGUCGUCGCUGACUCCGGUCAAUUGUAAAUUUAUCAAUAAUUUUUAAAUGUUUAUAUAUUAUCGGAACGAACGUCUCCAGCGCCUCGCAACAAUAAAAAUAACGUUUAAAAUGGUGUAUAUUUUUUUAAGUUGUAUUCAAUAAUAAAAAGGGAAUCUAUGUGGUCGAUUUGUAGAAAGUCUUUUUAAUGGCUGUCGUUUACUUUAAUGGAAAUUUGCAUUAAGUUUACUUUAAUGGAAAUUGAAAUUUGCGAUUGCGUAAAUGUAAUAAUAAUAAUAAUAAUAAUAAUAAUAAUAAAGACAAGUCGUUAAAGGUAAUUUAAAAAUUAAAUUUGCACUCAAACGCACCAAAUUGUAAUGUGAACAACUUUUUCUCCAUGCUUUUUUUUAUAUUUGCCCGCUUGAGACGUCCGUUCGGUUUUUUUGGUUUAAUGAUACACCAUGUUUUUAAAAUCCAUAUCCUUGUCGAAUCAUCAACAACGCAUUUUUCUGUGUAUUUUAAAUAGUCCAGGAAUUCCCCAAUUUUUUAAAUGUUAAAGAAUUCUAAGUUUCCUAACGAUACUUUCCUCUUUAAGUUUUUAAAGUUGAUUUCCAAAUUUGCCCGGGAUUUUCCUAACUUUCUUAGUAUAAGACAAAAAAUUCCUCUUUGGAAAUCGAGGAAUUUGUCUAAACCUCCUGGGACUUUACAGUCCAGGCAUACUGAUCAAUCUUGUAUUUCUCUCGAUUAUCUUACUCGUUUAAGUAAUAAUUGGAGAUUCCCUGGUCGGAUGGACUCGCAAAUUGAUGAAUUUCAAAACGUUCCUUAGUUUGAUAUAAUAAUAAUAACCGGGUGUGUCAUAUAAACCGUUUGUUUACAAUAACUAAUAGAUAUUUUGUGAUCUGAUAUGAUUAUCUUUUCAUUAUCUUUAAAGAAUAAAAAAAUCAGAAAAAAAUUAAUGAUACGCCAUUAGAAUAAUUAUUAGUAUAUGUCUCUUUGCAUUUAAAAUGUUUUCUGAUUUCGGUGUUGAUCGGCGAAACGCGGCUGGCGCCCACUGUGGGAUUGGGUUGGGGGGAAUAAUGGCGACCAGCGCGGUAACUUUUUAGAGUCUUAAUGUUUUUUACCAGAAUUGUAAGAGGAGUUGGAAAUAAAUCCACGAUAACCAGCA